This is a messenger RNA of Dichotomopilus funicola, 1320 nucleotides long. RefSeq lists its product as uncharacterized. Gene Ontology annotation, biological process: mitotic spindle elongation; vesicle-mediated transport. The transcript is spliced from 2 exons. The coding region runs from base 1 to 1320 and encodes 439 amino acids. Lineage: Eukaryota; Fungi; Ascomycota; Sordariomycetes; Sordariales; Chaetomiaceae. The record is from RefSeq and is a predicted model, not a curated record. Gene Ontology annotation, cellular component: Golgi membrane.
AUGCCUCGUCCGUCGGGGGACGACCUCCUGAGGUCAACAUCCCCCAUCUUCACCGCGACCAACCCGGCCAUCCCCUCCAUCACCGAAACCCGACCAUCCACCGACAACUACCCCUACAACCACGACGACUCCUCCUCCAACACCAGCUUCAACACCGCGCCCAACUCGGAUAACACCCCAUGGACCCCUCGCCCAACACCCCCCGGCGCGCGCCGUCUCUCCUCCCGCCGCAGCACAACCUCCACCAACCCUUAUUCCCAAUCUAGUAACGGCGGCACGAAACCCUUCCUCCAAACCGCCCUCUCCACCACCACCGCCCUCUGGCGCGCCUACAUCCGCUGGUACUCUUCCCUCCCCGUCCCCCACCAACUCCUCGUCUCCCUCGCCGGCCUCACCAUCCUAGUCCUCACCAUCCUCCUCCUCCUCUACUCCCACACCCUCUUCGCCCACCUCGCCACCGCCGCCUCCACCUGGCGCGACACCACGGGACCCAUCUGGGGCUGGAUCCCCCUCUGGCUCGCCAUCUUCGCGACCGCUUUCCCCCCCCUCAUGGGGUACUCCUCGCUCCUAACCCUCGCGGGGUUUGUCUACGGGUUUCCCUGGGCGUGGCCGAUGGUGGCGAGCGCGACAGUGGCCGGGUCGUCGGCGGCGUUUGUGGCGAGUCGGGGGUGGUAUGGCGGGUAUGUGCAUCGGUUGGUGGGCGGGGAUAGGAGGUUUGUGGCGUUGGGGCAGGUUUUGAGAAGGGAUGGACUGGGGGUGUUGGUUAUGGUGCGGUUGUGUCCGUUGCCGUAUAGUUUGGGGAAUGGUUUUUUGGCGACGGUCGGGGGUGGGGGGAAUGUGGGGGUUGGGGCUUUUGCUGUUGCUACGGCGGCUGCUACACCCAAACUACUAGUGCACGUCUUCAUCGGCUCGCGGCUCGCCCUCCUCGCCGAAUCAGGCGACACCAUGUCCUGGGGCGACCGACUGAUCAACUACGCGAGCAUGUUCCUCUUCGGCCUGAUCGGCUUCGCCGUCGGGUUUUUCAUCUACCGGCGCACCAUGGCGCGGGCAGCCGAGCUGGCUGGGGAAGGGGACCCCGAUGGGACGCUUUUAGAUGGGGGUGAGGAUGAGGAUGAUGAUGAUCGUGAUGUAGAACAGGGAGUGAUCAGGGCGAGGCGGAGUGAGGAUGAUUUGGAGAAUGGGAGGAUGGUGGAUCCGGAUGAGUUGGAUGCUGCGGCGCUGAUGGAUGAUGAUGAUAUUUCAUUGUGGGAGACGGAGGGGGGGUAUCAUGAUGCGUGGGAUGAUGAGCCGGGGACCGGGAUUGGAGGUGGGCGGAAGUAG